Messenger RNA from Meriones unguiculatus (Mongolian gerbil), 2014 nucleotides. RefSeq names its product torsin family 3 member A (gene Tor3a). Gene Ontology annotation, cellular component: nuclear envelope; endoplasmic reticulum lumen. Bases 166 to 1344 code for a protein of 392 amino acids. Lineage: Eukaryota; Metazoa; Chordata; Mammalia; Rodentia; Muridae. The record is from RefSeq and is a predicted model, not a curated record. The transcript has 6 exons. Gene Ontology annotation, molecular function: ATP binding; ATP hydrolysis activity.
UUCGGACAUCAGCUUGAGUUUCGGUUCCGACUUCAGCGACUGGCUCGGCCUCCUCAAGGGCGGGCCGGUCACCAUGGCGACGCCAAUCCUGGGCCGCUCCAGCUCUUGGGUGCGGGUGGGUCCCGGGUCUCCGGACUCCUCCAAGCGGAAGCGCUCGAGGCGGUCAUGCUUCGUAGCUUGCUCUGGCUACUGCUGCUGCUGCCGCUGCGCCCCCCGGGCGUGCAGGGCCACCAAGGUGCCAGGACCCCGGGGCAGGAGGCGGAGGAUUCGGCCCCGUGGCCGAGCAUCCAACGCCUGCAGGAGCAGCUGAGGACAGCCGGGGCCCUCUCCAGACGGUACUGGGCGCAAUUCAGCUGCGCCAUGUGGCCCGAUCACUGUGAGGACCCGGAGACCCCCUGGCCGCCGCUGGGCUGGAGCCUUCCUUUGUGGGGCCGGAGGUCGCUGGAUAUGCUCACCGCGUGGUUCUGCCGCUUUCACGACUGCUGCACCGGCGGGGACUGCAGGAUCUCCAACAACCUGACAGGCUUAGAGUCAGACCUGCGGGUGCGGCUGCACGGCCAGCAUCUGGCUAGCAAGUUGGUCCUAAGCGCGGUGAGGGCCUACCUGGAGGUGCCCGGAGCCCGCAAGGCCCUGGCGCUGUCCUUCCACGGCUGGUCUGGCACGGGGAAGAACUUCGUGGCUCGGAUGCUGGCGGACAACCUGUAUCGGGACGGGAUGAGGAGUGACUGCGUCAAGACGUUUAUCUCCACCUUCCAUUUCCCUCACCCCAAGUUUGUGGACGUGUACAAGGAGGAGCUGCUGAGGCAGAUGCAGGAGACGCGGCGGCGCUGCCACCAGAGCACGUUCAUCUUCGACGAAGCGGAGAAGCUGCACCCCGGGCUGCUGGAGCUGCUCGGACCUCACCUGGAACGGAGGACCCCCGAGGCCGACCGCCCCGAGCCGCCCAGAGCCAUCUUCCUCUUUCUCAGUAAUCUUGGGGGCAGCGUCAUCAAUGAGGUGGUCCUGGGUUUGCUCAAGGCUGGAAGGUCCAGGGAGAAAAUUACAAUGCAGCACCUGGAGACUCCCCUUCAAUCUGAGAUCAUGGAAUCCGCAGACAGUAGCUUUGGCUCCAGCCGCCUCGUGAAGGAAAACCUUAUCGACUUCUUUAUCCCCUUCCUGCCUCUGGAGUACCGCCAUGUGCGGCUGUGCGUCCGGGAUGCUUUCCUGGGCCAAGACCUCCCGUAUACAGAAGAGGCCCUGGAUGAAAUCGCCAAGAUGAUGAUGUACGUCCCCGAGGAGGAGCAGCUUUUCUCCUCCCAGGGCUGUAAAUCCAUUUCCCAGAGAAUCAACCUCAUCCUGCCUUGACGGUGACUCACCGUGCUACCUGAGCUGUCCUCCUCUACCACAGAGACCCUGGAUCUGCCAGGCACCUUGGUGUCCAGCAACCACUGCUCCAGCUAGUGUGCAGGAGGCAGUUCUUAAAACCACUCAGUGCCUUAAAGCCCUGCAUUCUAGACUUUCUAGAAUGUGGGCCACAAGUCAGAAAGCAAGCAGGAGGUCCAAGUGCCAAAGGGUCCACAGAAUGCUCCCAAUGUCUCUUGACUCCAUAGCUCUUCCUGGAAGGUGGCUAGACUUGAGUAUGAACCUGAAGCUGCAGGAUUCUUGGGCUACAGAACAUGGAAGAAGGAAGAUCUGCGGCCCAGUGGGAGUGUGCCCCAGGGGGAGGCUUGGCUGGCUUUGGGGCGGGGGUUGGGGAGUAGUGACUGUGUGUGCGCAGAUCAACCAAGGGCCUUAGACUAAAGGGUAAAACACACACUUUCAAAACAUGCCAGUGACAGUGCUGUGACACAUACCUGGAAAAGAAUUCAAGAAACCUGAGCUGCCUGUGGAGUUUGAGACCAGCCAGCCAGGCUUGAUCAACAAAACCCCACAGCUGUCUGUAGCUAAGGCAUGUUCUGUUCUUCAGAUUGAAUUUUUUUUAGGUGCCUUGCUAAGAAUGUCAUAUGUGUAGAUUAAAUUUUGUAUUUUUCUAACA